Molecule: messenger RNA, 1860 nt
Organism: Aspergillus puulaauensis
Lineage: Eukaryota; Fungi; Ascomycota; Eurotiomycetes; Eurotiales; Aspergillaceae
Product: putative MFS multidrug transporter
Exons: 2
Coding region: 1-1860 (619 amino acids)
Biological process (GO): transmembrane transport; basic amino acid transport
Cellular component (GO): fungal-type vacuole membrane
Molecular function (GO): basic amino acid transmembrane transporter activity
Source: RefSeq, a predicted model, not a curated record
AUGACUGUAUCUCCAGGUGGAGAGCAACCCCGCGACAAGGCUACCGAGUCCACGCCUUUGCUGAAGGAUGAAUCCUCCCGUGGCCUCCAAUACUCUAGCAAGGCUGGUGAUUUGACAGAUGCUGCCGAAGCCUCGAGUUCGUCAUCAACUACACAGAUCUCGGACGAAGAAGACGCUGCCCUUCUUGGCUUAUCUCGGGUCAGCUCGAUCCCCCACGCACCGGAGGUAGAAACGGGGUUGGAAAGAGUUCUCUCCUCCACAACAACAAACAACGGCCUAAAAGAUUCAGAAUCUGGAGGUGUACGAAACGAAGCCACUGGCUAUGCCGCCCGCUUUAUCAAUGUCUCGCCCACGAGGUUCUGGCUGAUCUUCGGUGGUGUGCAACUCGGAUACGUGAUCGGGUUCUUUGACGCAACCUUGAUGGCGUCGAGUCAUCCCGUCAUCACCUCGUACUUCCAUGCCUCCAACUCUGCCUCAUGGCUUUCAACCGCUUUUCUGUUGACCUCGACAGCUUUUCUCCCGCUCUUUGGUCGUGUCUCUGACACCUUUGGCCGGAAGCCUGUGUAUCUAUUCUCAAUUGCCGUCUUUUUCCUCACCACAUUGUGGUGUGCCGAAGCGCAAAGCAUAGGAAGUUUUAUUGCUGCCCGUGCUGUCUGCGGGCUUGGUGCUGGGGGUGUCUUCUCCAUGGGCAUGAUUUUAUCCAGUGAUCUAGUCCGCCUCGAGUAUCGCGGCAUCUACCAAUCCUACAUCAACCUUUGCUUGGGAGUAGGUGGCUGUCUCGGUCUUGCAUUUGGUGGAUAUCUAUGUGACCAAGUGGGCUGGAGAGGUGCGUUCCUCGUGCAGCUGCCAUUCAUCUUCGUUUACUUCUUAGUUGCUGUCUGGACAACACCAGCCGAUCUUGGCUUGAAGAGCCGGGCAUCGGAGAAAAUGACUUUUUCGCAGCUUCUCCUGAGUAUCGAUCUUGUAGGGUCCGCAUUGUUGGUUCUCGUUGUCACCACAUUAAUAAUGGGCCUCAACCUCGGGGGUAACGUGUAUAGCUGGACUCACCCUCUCGUUAUUUCCUCACUAGUUCUAUCUGUCGUUUUGGCGGCGAUCUUUGUUCCGUACGAAAGACGAGUAGAACGACCUGUGAUGCCUAUUUCAUUCUUAACGAAGAACCCUCGCGCUGUUCUCGUUUUUGGAAACUUCUUCGGGUCCAUCUCAGUCAACACUAUGAUCUUCAACGCGCCAUUAUAUUUCCAGGCCGUCAAGCUUGCUUCCCCGACCGACUCUGGCCUUAGACUGCUUGCAUCUACAUUGGCUGUAACUAGUUCUAGCGUUGCUACUGGCUUCAUCAUUACCUGGUCGAAGCGGCUUAAGCCUACCGUUAUAAUUGGGGACGUUUUCCUGCUCCUCGGAGGUUUGGCGGCGACGACAAUGGGAGCCAGCACCCCGGACAUGAUUGCUAUGAUUUGCGUUUCACUCGCAACUCUCGGUCAAGGUUUUGCCUUCCCCUCCCUGAUGGUGUCUGUGCUUGCGACUAGUGAAACAGAUGAGCAGGCUGUGGCAACGACAACGCUGGGGCUCUUCAGGAAUCUAGGGUCCGUCAUGGGAGUCGCAACCAGUAGCUGGAUUUUCCAGAAUACCCUUGUCUAUCAACUUGACGCAAAGGUCACAGGGCCUGAUAGGGAGACCGUCAUUCAGCUUGUCCGAAAAUCCGUCCAAGCCAUCGCGAAGCUGGACCCUCUCCAUCAAAGCCAAGUGAUUGAGUCAUAUGCGGCAGCUCUCCGUUUGACAUUUGCUUCGGCAGCUGUAUUCGCAGCCCUUAUGCUCAUGAUGCAUGUUGGAGUUCGACUUCCUCGCCUUGGGCGCAAGGCUUGA